GAGCCAUCCACCUGCAUUGAGUUAGUGGGCUCUAUUUUCAGUAUUUUUAAGCAUACCACAGCACUAACCCAGAGUGAUGACAUAGCAGCUUUAUAGUUGAGGAGUGUCCUCCUCUCUCAUUGUUGUUGUCAGCACUGUGGCACAGAGUCUGGCAGCUUCCUCUUUCUCCAGAGACCGGUGAACAUUAUUUGAUUCUUGUCCUCUUUUUCUCUGUCUUCUCAUUCUUUGGAAUUAAGAAACAAAAAGGCACCAAGCUAAGUAUCAUACACUCCUAAGAUGAAGCUGAUCCACCUUCCUAUAUUUGCAUUGCUGAUCAGCAGCAUACUUUGUCAGUAUGACUUAUUUCCCUACAUCGGUUUUUACGAUCCGGCAAAUAUAGUACAAUUGCCGUAUCCAGUGUGCUCUGUUGAAUGUGAAUGUCCAGUCGACUUCCCCAGUGCCAUGUACUGCAAUCACCGAAAACUUACAACAAUCCCAACCGUGCCAGCACAGAUAAAAUAUCUUUAUCUCCAGAACAACCAGCUCACUGGCAUUCCAAAUGGCGCAUUCGAGAAUGCCACCGAUUUGCAAUGGAUAAUCCUUGACAACAAUCAGAUCACUAACAACAACAUAGGGAAGAAAGCAUUCGCAAAGUUAAAAUCCCUGCAGAGGUUGUACAUAAACAGCAACAAUCUGACAGAAGUUGUACACUCCCUUCCCAAGUCAUUGGUUGAACUGAAGCUUUCAUCAAACCAGAUUUCAAAGAUUGGGAACAGCUUAAAAGGACUCGAAAAUCUGACCACGCUUAUACUCGAAGACAAUGCCUUGAAAGAUGUUGGUGGUGCUUUGAGCAAUUUGAAGUCUCUGAUGUACCUGGACUUGAGUAUGAAUAAACUAACUAAACUACCUGAUGAACUUCCUCCUGCCCUACAGAUGUUCUACAUUGACAAAAAUGACAUUGAAAAUAUUCCCAAGGAUUACUUCAACAAAGUUAACAUUCUGCAACACCUACGCAUGGCACACAAUAAAAUAACAGAUGAAGGUGUUCCUGACAAAGUCUUCAACAUCACCACACUGAUUGAGUUGGAUCUUGCAUUCAAUGAAUUGAAGACAAUCCCAGUUGUUAAUGAAAACCUAGAACAUCUGUAUCUACAGGCGAAUAAAAUUGACAAGUUCACCUUGAGUAGCUUCUGCCGUGUUAUGGGCACUGAGGACUUCUCCAAGAUCAAACACCUGCGUCUGGAUGGUAAUAAUAUCACUUACGCUAGCUUACCCAUAGAGAUGUCACAAUGCCUCCGCGUGGCUAAUGAAAUAAUAAUCAAUUGAGAAGAAAAGGUCUUGAUUUAAAAUAGUUCGUCUAUUAACACAUCAUAUAGUGCAACCUAACAUCUUUAUAUCUUUGCAUAAUCAUAACAUUUCUCUUGGAUCUUCAAACAGUUAAAUAAACCUGACAAAAUAAUGGAAAACAAAUUAAUGUUACAGUAGUGUACGUUAAGUAAGGAUUAAAGCUGUGCAAUGUGGUAUCUUUUUGAAAUGUAGCAUUUUUUGAUUAAUGGAACCUAGUUGGCUACCUGCUGUAUACCAAUUGAAUAACAAUUAAAUAAAGCUUCCAAAUAAAAAAAGGAAACUUCAACUAGUGCGCACAAGUGCAAUGUUAAAAUUGAAUUAUAUUACUUCACUGUUUUGUUUGUAUAUUGAUUCCCUCAUGUAGAGCCUUCUUCUGCUGUUCAAUAUACUGAUAUAUAUAUAUUUUUAUAUAUACACAUGAUCCAUUGGAACUCCUUAAUUUUAAAAGACUUAGAAAUGUUAUAAUAAGCUAUAUUUCAUACAAACGAAAAGAUUUCUGAAAAACAGCCAAGAUAUUUUUUCUCAAAAAUUAUAGGAAUAUCAUGUGCCAUUGUUGUAAUUCAUACAUGUUCUAUUCGUGAUCCUUUGACUCUGAUAAAACAGGAUUGGAAAAAAACAAUAGAAUCUGUAGGAAUCUGUGAGAAAAGGGGAUUUAAUUGGGUUUUGCACAGAGGUAUUAUAGAAAACAGGAUUAUUCUAUUAAUUACCAAUUGAGCAGUUUUAUUUCAUUAAUAUGUACUCUUGCCUAUAUCAUUUUUAAACAAUGACAGCUUCUAAAAAUGUUAGAAUAAUUUUCCAUAGAUACAAUUAAAUAUUUUAACCACACCUAUGUUGUAUGUUGUAAAUCAUGCAUGACAUUUAUGCACCUUCCUUUAACAACUUGUAUGCAACAUUGAAUAAUCCUUAGGAAAUAAAGCAUGGUUAAUUAAGUUGCAUUGCUUGUUAUUGCCUUAAGUUUAUCUGUUAUUUCUUUUGUUUUAGCUCCUAGUCUUAAAUCUGCAAGAAUGUCAUUAGAAUGGCUUUACAAUAGUAUGGGGUUUGAGGAUCUCAGAUCUCUAAAAUCCAAGUGCUAUUUAUUGCCAAUGAAUUCUGUCUAAUUCUCAACCAGGCUAAUAGGUGGAGCAUCUUCUAGACACCUCUGGGGGGGGAUAGGGAGGUGUCACAUGGCAUUACACCUUUAAAACUGGCCCCACUUCAGCUGAUUGCACAAAGGUACUGCUGAUUGGCAUGGAAAUGUGCGUGAUCUAGUUCAGUCUGUUUCCCAGACCUCCCCUCUGAAGUGAACUGCCCUAACCCUCUCGAUUGAAUCAGUGGGGUGAAAAUGAAACUGAAAAUAUUGAACCUGGUGCAACCAGUUAAAAGGAUUUGUUUCAAAACGCCACAAAAGAACUUGUUCCAAAAUAAGUGAGAAAUGUACCACUUACAGAUGUAAUAAACAAACCUUGUACUUAUAACACUUUUUGAAAUAUUUAUUCUGUUUAUCGCCAUUAAAAUAUAUUGCCUCCGA
Molecule: messenger RNA, 2833 nt
Organism: Pristis pectinata (smalltooth sawfish)
Lineage: Eukaryota; Metazoa; Chordata; Chondrichthyes; Rhinopristiformes; Pristidae
Gene: lum
Product: lumican
Exons: 3
Coding region: 277-1305 (342 amino acids)
Molecular function (GO): protein binding
Source: RefSeq, a predicted model, not a curated record